CCCCGUCAGUGAGGGCACGGACCGGAUCCGACUGUGGGACGUCGGUAAACCGCACACACAUGACUAUCAGGGCAAAGGAGAGACAGUUACCUCACAGAGAGAGAAAAACGGACCCACAUCACAACUUUCAAGGCUUUCAACAAGGUCCCACAGCUGGGACUGGGGCUUCCCCUCCCACUGUGAACGGAGCUCGGGGACACACGGUGUCCUUACAUCCCGGGAUCCCAGUCGGACCGGACGUUCAUGAGGUUCUAUGGAGCCAGAUAUCAAAGAGAAAAAGGAUAGUGAAGUCUUCAAAUGGGACCAUUGAAUACUUUGGUGCUGAGGAGUGCAAGCGACGGAUAACUCUUCAUCCCGGGAACUUCAGUCUGGAAAUCCGUGACCUGCAGAGAGGGGACGCUGGUGAAUAUGAGGUGACUGUUACAGCAGGUUCGGGAGCUGAGAAUAAAACGACAGUGCGACUGGAGGUGUCCGCUGGGACUGGGGCUCCCCCUCCCACUGUGAACGGAGCUCUGGGACACUCGGUCUCCUUACCUCCCGGGAUCCCAGUCGGACCGGACGUUCGUGAGGUUGAGUGGAGACGGACAUCACCCAGAACCAGGAUAGUGAAGUCCUCAAAUGGGACCAUUGAAUACUUUGGUUCUGAGGAGUACAAGCGACGGGUAACUCUUCAUCCCGGGAACUUCAGUCUGGAAAUCCGUGAUCUGCGGAGAGAGGACGCUGGUGAAUAUGAGGUGACUGUUACAACAGGUUCAGGAGCUGAGAAUAAUAUGACAGUGCGACUGGAGGUGUCAGUCUGUUGGAAGAGUGAGCACAGUGAGAGUUUGGAGAUGUUUGUUUUAUUUAUCAAAGAGAUGAUGGGUCUGAACGCCCAGAGCCCCUGUGGAGGUCGGGAGCUGCUGUCAAGGUGUGAUGAGCUGGUCCUCACAGUGAACGUGUUUGGUCAAAUGCUGCAUCAGAUGGCGGCAGGAUGUGGUUGA
Messenger RNA from Pristis pectinata (smalltooth sawfish), 980 nucleotides. RefSeq lists its product as uncharacterized. The transcript has 5 exons. The record is from RefSeq and is a predicted model, not a curated record. Bases 60 to 980 code for a protein of 306 amino acids. Lineage: Eukaryota; Metazoa; Chordata; Chondrichthyes; Rhinopristiformes; Pristidae.